CCCGUGCCCGUGCCCGUGGACGAGGACGAUGGUGGCGGCCCGGGGCGCUGCCGCCCGCUGCGGAGCGCUGCUGCUGCUCGCCGCCCUCGGAUCCUUCCGUCCGCGCCUCGCCCGUGCCGCAUCAUGUCCCCGGAGCCUGGACUGUGCCCUGCAGCGCCGAGAGUUCUGCCCGCCGGGGUCAGGUGCCUGUGGGCCCUGCCUGCCCCCCUUCCAGGAGGAUGACCACGGCCGCUGUGUCCAGAAGCAGCUCUCACCCAGUGGACGGACCUCCAUUCCCAGCUUGGAGGCAGAAAUUGAUUUUCUUGCGGAUGUGCUGGCCAGGCAGGAGGCUCCUCGCCACCACCCUCUACAGGAUGGCAGACCCAGGACCACCCUGGUGCCUGACCGUGGCGGACAGCGUGCAGGCAGUGGGCUGAGAGGGGGGCAUCUGCAGCAGGGUCCUGCUGGCACCAUGGCAGCCACCACCCUUCCCACCACUGCCACGGUCCAGAAGUACCCGGUGGAGGCAUCUCCCAUCCCUGCAAAUGACAACAUGGUGCUUGGGCUGAUUGUGGUGUGCACAGUGGCCGGAAUCUCAGCGCUGAUCGUGGCGGCCAUCUGCUGGUGCAGGCUGCAGAAGGAGAUCAGGCUGGCACAGAAAGCAGAGUAUUCAGCCCAGCGAGCAGCCAGCCCCCUGCCCUAUGACAAGAUCUCGGUAAGGCGCCCAUGUCCCUCCCUGUGGAGUGUUUGGCACUCAGGCCCCAGUGCUCUGCUGGAGGGAUUCCCACACAGUAGAGGUCCCCCACCAGCCAGGCUGGGGCCCUCCAAAGCCCAACCUCCUCAGCUAUUCCUGCUCUCUCCACAGCCCGGGGACAAGACGCUGGCUCAGAGUGCCCAAAUGUACCACUACCAGCACCAAAAGCAGCAGAUGCUCUCCCUGGAGAAGCAUAAAGAGGAGCCCAAGCUGCCAGACCCAGCAUCAUCUGAUGAGGAGAAUGAGGAUGGAGACUUCACCGUGUAUGAGUGCCCUGGGCUGGCUCCGACCGGAGAAAUGGAAGUGAGAAACCCACUGUUUGAUGACUCCUCCUUACACCCCUCCAACCCGAAGUCGCACCAGUAACCACCCCAUCUCCUGCACCCGAGCUUGCUACAGACUGUGCCCGCGGCCGUGCCCGGCGGGGUGGCUGUGCCGGAGGGGCACCCACAGCUGGGCCGAGGGACGCUGACCCCGCGCUGCCAGACUGUUCGACGCCUGCCCAAUAAACACCCACUAACAGCUAUGGGGGGGGAUUGCCCCCGUUUCCAGCGUCCUUGUCCUCUUUGCUGCUGUGACCGCGUCCCUGCGUAGCCCUUCGCUCACAACUCUCGUGGCGCAGGGGGCGGCUGCUUUGGCACAGAAAUUGUUGGGGGCGCUGCCCUGGCACUGUGCCUUUGUAGUUGGCUUUCAGGAGGGGGCUGCUGCCUUGGCUGCAGCAAGGCUGAUGCAUAGCAGCUGGGAAGGAGUCAGAGAGAGGGUCAGAAAGCAGAAGAGGGCCAGGAGGGCUGGGCAUGGUCAUGCCUGGUAUCAGGGCUGACAGCCUGCCCAGAGCCCAUCUGCCAGGGAUGGAGCCUUUCCCUGGAGCAGGUGUCAUCACUAAGGGCUUCAGUGCCCAUUCUGCCUCCUCCACCCCAGCCUGGGCAGCUCCUGGCAGCAGGAUAGUGCUCUAGGAGCCAAUAGCAGGAGCAGGAGAAGCUCGAGCAGGCACUGACAUCACUCCCCAGGAUGCUCCUUCAGCUGCUGCCCUGUGCUCUGACCCCUUUUCGGGUGCUGGGCUUCAGGACAGUCCCAAUGCCACUGUGAUCUGGGAGCCCAGUCUGUGCUGGCAGAGGAUGGGCUCUCUUACCACAGGCCUCAGUGGAGUAAAAGCUCAAGAAAAAGUGUUCAAGGUUUUGUUUUUAAGAUUAUGUGGCUGUGGGGGAGGCAGGAAUAGGGCUGGAAGGAGCUGGGGUGGCUGAGAGGGGCAGCCAUGGCAUGGGGGCUUUGCUGUGCUGCCUCAAACCCCACAAAGCUCAUGCCCUGGCAGCAUCCCUGUGGAGCCUGGCACUGUGUGUUCUCUGAGAAUCCCUCUGUGGCAGGCAACAGUCUCCACUGCUCCAUCCCAGGCACCUCUUGGGUCUCAGACCCUCUGCACCUCUCCGUUGCCCAUGUCCAGCCUCACCAGCCCUCACCAACAUGUUCUUGCUUGGAGCCCAGUGCUCUUCCUCAAACCCUCCCAGGUGCAUAGGCCAUGGACCCCUCCAGUGGAAGACCCAGAACAGGGUUUGGGUUACUUUAUCCUGUGGCUUCAUGUCCAGACCCUGUUGUGGACUGUCACAGCCACAGGUGACCUCUUGUGCUCACUGGAGCCGUUGUACAUGGACAGGGCAGGCAGCAGUGGCAGGGAUGUGCUGGUGAGUGAUGGUGGCAUGGGACCAUCCCUGUCCCUGGUGGGGUAGCUGACAGAGGCCAUCAUGGCACAGAUUCUGUCCCUGUGUCCUGCACUCCCCCUCCCCUGGGCUGCUGCCACUCUCCCCACACCUCUUGUCGUUGUUGUAUGAAUUGUAGUUAUUUUAAAAGGAGAUUUUAUUAAACGACGAUGUUUGAGACCCA
Pseudopodoces humilis (Tibetan ground-tit) is the source of this 2608-nucleotide messenger RNA. RefSeq names its product neural proliferation, differentiation and control 1 (gene NPDC1). The record is from RefSeq and is a predicted model, not a curated record. Gene Ontology annotation, cellular component: membrane. NCBI's taxonomy places the organism in Eukaryota, Metazoa, Chordata, Aves, Passeriformes, Paridae.